This is a messenger RNA of Poecile atricapillus (Black-capped chickadee), 1989 nucleotides long. It is a transcript of the gene XKR4, whose product is annotated as XK related 4. The record is from RefSeq and is a predicted model, not a curated record. The transcript is spliced from 3 exons. Gene Ontology annotation, cellular component: plasma membrane. Lineage: Eukaryota; Metazoa; Chordata; Aves; Passeriformes; Paridae. Gene Ontology annotation, biological process: engulfment of apoptotic cell; apoptotic process involved in development; phosphatidylserine exposure on apoptotic cell surface. Bases 1 to 1989 code for a protein of 662 amino acids.
AUGGCCGCGAAGUCGGACGGGCGGCGGAAGAUGAAGAAGGGCGGCGAGGUGGCGUUCACGCCGCUGCAGAACUCCGAGCACUCGGGCUCCGUGCAGGCGCUGGCCCCGGGGCUACCCGCCGGCGCCGGGCCGGGCGGCGGCAGCGACGACGAUGAGGCGCCCGGGGGCGGGUGCUGCAGCGGCGGCGGCGGCGGGGACGGCUCGGGCGGCGGCUCCCGGUGCUGCUGCUGCUGCUGCAGCGGCGGCAGAGGAGGAGACGGCGGAGGGGGCGGUGGCGGGGGCUCCCGGGGCUCGGGCGGGGGCUCGUCCUCCUUGUGCCUGCGGCUGGGCAGGGAGCAGCGGCGCUACUCGCUGUGGGACUGCCUCUGGAUCCUGGCCGCUCUGGCCGUGUACUUCGCGGACGUGGGCACCGACAUCUGGCUGGCGGUCGACUACUACCUGCGGGGCCAGCGCUGGUGGUUCGGGCUCACCCUCUUCUUCGUGCUGCUGGGCUCCCUCUCCGUGCAGGUCUUCAGCUUCCGCUGGUUCGCGCACGACUUCAGCACCGAGGACAGCGCCGCCGCCGCCGCCGGGCACUGCCCCGCCGCCGAGAGCAAGCUGCUGGUGAGCAGCGGCUCCGCGGCCGCGGACAUCGACGCCGCUCGCCCCAGCACGCCGCAGAGACAGGCGUCCACCGCCAGCAAGGGCAACGCCACCAACAGCAGCAGCAACAGCAGCAGCAACGCCGCCGGCAGCGGCGCCGCCGGUCCCCGCGCUGGCGGCGGCCGGUCCGCGUCUUGCGCCUUCUGCAUCUGGCUCCUGCAGUCGCUCGUCCACAUCCUGCAGCUGGGGCAGGUCUGGAGGUAUUUUCACACGAUGUACUUGGGUAUCCGGAGUCGACAGAGUGGAGAGAAUGACAGAUGGCGGUUUUAUUGGAAAAUGGUGUAUGAGUAUGCAGAUGUGAGUAUGCUGCAUUUGCUAGCCACCUUUCUGGAAAGUGCGCCACAGCUGGUCCUGCAACUCUGUAUUGUUGUACAGACUCGUACACUCCAAGCUCUCCAAGGUCUUACUGCUGCAGCAUCCCUUGUAUCCCUGGCCUGGGCUUUGGCUUCCUACCAAAAGGCCCUCCGUGACUCCCGCGAUGACAAGAAACCCAUCAGUUAUAUGGCCGUUAUAAUCCAGUUUUGCUGGCAUUUCUUCACCAUUGCAGCAAGGGUCAUUACUUUUGCUCUGUUUGCCUCGGUUUUCCAGCUGUACUUUGGGAUCUUCAUCGUGCUGCACUGGUGCAUCAUGACCUUCUGGAUCGUUCACUGCGAGACAGAGUUUUGCAUCACUAAAUGGGAAGAGAUAGUUUUCGACAUGGUUGUUGGGAUAAUCUAUAUCUUCAGCUGGUUCAAUGUCAAGGAAGGAAGGACACGCUGUAGGCUUUUCAUUUAUUAUUUUGUCAUCCUUUUAGAAAACACCGCCUUGAGUGUUCUCUGGUAUCUGUACAAGGCCCCUCCGAUCUCUGAUGCAUUUGCCAUACCAGCACUGUGUGUAGUGUUCAGCAGCUUUUUAACAGGCAUUGUUUUUAUGCUAAUGUACUAUGCCUUCUUUCACCCCAAUGGACCAAGGUUUGGGCAGUCACCAAGCUGUGCUUGUGAGGACCCUGCCGCUGCCUUCACCCUUCCCCCAGAAGUGGCCACAAGCACACUACGCUCCAUCUCCAACAACCGGAGUGUCACGAGCGAGCGGGAUCAAAAAUUUGCGGAGAGGGAUGGGUGUGUGCCUGUGUUUCAGGUGAGACCCACUGCACCAUCCACACCUUCAUCCCGGCCACCAAGGAUUGAGGAGUCUGUCAUUAAAAUCGAUCUGUUCAGGAACAGGUACCCAGCAUGGGAGAGACACGUGUUGGACAGGAGCCUGAGGAAGGCAAUCUUAGCGUUUGAAUGUUCCCCUGCUCCUCCACGGCUACAGUAUAAGGAUGAUGCCCUUAUUCAGGAGCGCUUGGAAUAUGAAACCACAUUGUAA